GCGCAAUUAACAAAACCCAAAGUGAACUGCUUGUUGCUAACUAGCUGAAUCAUUUCGAAGAGGUUGCUUCUUUUCUCAGUUUUUGUGUGUUUGGGUUUGUCUUGCAGUACAAUGGCAGCGAGAUAUGACAGAGCCAUCACUGUCUUUUCUCCCGAUGGUCAUCUCUUUCAAGUGGAGUAUGCACAAGAAGCUGUAAAGAAAGGUUCAACAGCGGUGGGAAUCAGGGGUAAAGACAUUGUUGUCCUCGGCGUGGAGAAGAAAUCUGUUGCAAAGUUGCAAGAGGAAAGAACUGUCCGCAAGAUCUGUGCACUAGAUGAGCACGUCUGCAUGGCAUUUGCAGGUCUGACAGCAGAUGCUCGUAUUGUGAUAAACAGAGCACGGGUUGAGUGCCAGAGCCACAGGCUAACAGUGGAGGAUCCUGUCACAGUGGAAUACAUCACACGUUACAUAGCUACCCUGAAACAGCGCUACACUCAAAGCAAUGGCCGCCGACCAUUUGGAAUCUCAGCCUUAAUCGUUGGUUUUGACUACGAUGGAACUCCCAGGUUGUAUCAGACAGACCCGUCAGGAACCUACCACGCAUGGAAGUCAAAUGCGAUCGGCCGUAGUGCAAAAACUGUGAGGGAGUUCUUGGAGAAGAAUUACACAGAGGAAGCCAUCGCUGGGGACAAUGAGGCAAUCAAGUUGGCAAUUAAGGCUUUGCUUGAGGUUGUCCAGUCUGGAGGAAAAAAUAUUGAACUUGCUGUGAUCAGACGAAACCAGCCACUUAAAAUUUUGGAAUCCAAGGAGAUUGAGACUCUGGUGGCUGAGAUUGAGAAGGAAAAAGAAGAAGAGGCAGAGAAGAAGAAGCAGAAAAAAUCCUCUUGAAGCUGUUGAUGUAAUCUUUAUUGCAUGGCAGUAGCAUUUUUCAGAGGGUUAUCGAUGAUCUCACUAUAAAGACCUGAAUCAUAACUUGAGAGUGGCUGAUGUUGCAUAACUGUUGCUGUACCAGUCGGAAAGAAUAGCAGGUUGUUCAGUUGAGUAUAUCUGAACACACCUACUGAUUGGGUAUAAGUAUGUUUAUCCAAACUUUUCAUUGAGCUGUUCUCAAGUUGGGGUUUAGAUCUUUUUUAUGUGUACAAAAAGUUUUGUUAUUAUUCACCAAAAGUCUCAGAAACUUCAGAAUCUCAAAUGUUGAAAUAAAUUCCAACAUUCA
Nematolebias whitei (Rio pearlfish) is the source of this 1195-nucleotide messenger RNA. It is a transcript of the gene psma8, whose product is annotated as proteasome 20S subunit alpha 8. Bases 112 to 867 code for a protein of 251 amino acids. The record is from RefSeq and is a predicted model, not a curated record. NCBI's taxonomy places the organism in Eukaryota, Metazoa, Chordata, Actinopteri, Cyprinodontiformes, Rivulidae. Gene Ontology annotation, biological process: ubiquitin-dependent protein catabolic process. Gene Ontology annotation, cellular component: proteasome core complex, alpha-subunit complex; nucleus; proteasome core complex. The transcript has 7 exons.